This is a messenger RNA of Nicotiana attenuata, 1131 nucleotides long. RefSeq names its product GATA transcription factor 19-like. The coding region runs from base 1 to 798 and encodes 265 amino acids. Gene Ontology annotation, molecular function: DNA-binding transcription factor activity; zinc ion binding; sequence-specific DNA binding. The record is from RefSeq and is a predicted model, not a curated record. NCBI's taxonomy places the organism in Eukaryota, Viridiplantae, Streptophyta, Magnoliopsida, Solanales, Solanaceae. Gene Ontology annotation, biological process: regulation of DNA-templated transcription; flower development. The transcript has 2 exons.
AUGAUGCAUCGUUGCAGUAGCAGUUGUCAUGGAAGUAUGGUGGGUCCGUGUUCAUGUGGUCUGUUUCACAGUCAAAGCAAUGUCACUACUACUACUUCUUCUGCCUUCUCAAUGCUCUUCUCCCAUAACCCUAGUGCUUUUGAUCAUGAAUAUUCGGAAAACAUGUACUCUUUUGCUCCUUCUUCUUCAUCUGUUGAUUGCACUCUCUCCUUAGGGACGCCUUCCACUCGCCUUACUAAUGACAUUAGUGAAAAGAGGGUAGUUCAGUCUCAUGAACGUCGCUCUUCCUACAUGUCCAACUUUUGCUGGGAUAUUCUUCAGCCAAAACAACAUACUCCGUCGCCGCCUUCUUCCGCUCACAAAUCCACUCGCGGCGGUAGCAAUGGUAGUAACACCAACUCUACUGACCCCCUUGUUGCUCGCCGCUGCGCUAACUGUGAUACUACUUCUACUCCGCUUUGGAGAAACGGUCCUAGAGGCCCUAAGUCACUAUGCAAUGCCUGUGGAAUUCGAUUCAAGAAGGAAGAGAGAAGAGCAAGUGCGGCAGCAGCCACCGCUAACGGUGGAAGAGGAGGAGGAGGAGGAAUGGACACACAACACAUGAUAAACAGUACUGCUUCAUGGGUUCACCAUUCACAACCCCCCAAAAUGCCUUGUUUCUCUUCAGCUGCCUAUGGAAAUGAACUCAGGUUUAUAGAAGAUGAUGACCGUGAUUCUGAUGCCACCGCCAUUCCUUUCCUUCCUUGGCGUCUCAAUGUUGCUGAUAGGCCUAGUCUUGUUCAUGACUUCACUAGAUAAGGAUUAAAAUUAGGAUGAAUGUUUCAAGCAGCGUUUAAAUUUCACGAAAAGAAGAAAAAAAGAAAAAUGGAAGCCCCCCAUUACGUGUCAUGAUGAUGGUGAUGGUGGCGAUAUGAUGGCUACGGUUCAAGAAAUUCUUUUGCUUUCAGCUGUUAUCUUUUUGGUCCAUCUUUCACAGAGAUGGAGUGAAAAUGAGUUAAUUCUAUGUUUUUGUUUGUUGGCAUUUCUUCCUUUUGGUAGUAGUUAUCGUUAUUCUAGUAUCUUUAACUUUUCACUUUGAUGAUGAUCAGUCAAUAUAUAUAUACUAAGCAGUGGCACCACUUUUUUCUGUUA